This is a messenger RNA of Eruca vesicaria subsp. sativa (arugula), 816 nucleotides long. NCBI's taxonomy places the organism in Eukaryota, Viridiplantae, Streptophyta, Magnoliopsida, Brassicales, Brassicaceae. The record is from the annotation of a GenBank genome assembly.
CUUCUCUCCCUUUUCUUGUUCUCUACAACAACAACCUUCUCUUUUUCUCUUUAACCCAAUUUUAUUCAAGAAAUCCCAAAGAUGUACAACGAAUGCACCUCUCCCUCUUCCGCCAGAUCAACAAGAACUCACAGAAUGCGAUCUCCCAUCUGCUGCUUAGGAGCCGCCAACGCCGUGGUCGAACCAGAAGCAAUGAUCAUCGGGCAGAGAACUCCUAAAUCUCCUUACGAGUGGCUCAAAUCCACGGCGCAGGAGCUAGAGAUCAGAGAUCGUUGCCGACGUGUCAAGUCACGCAUCAAGGUCACGUGCCGCAACAAUAACUGCGCUUAUCAUCAUAAUCAUCAUCAAAGACAUCAGAGCCAGAGCUAUCCUGUGGAUUUCAGCUACGAUGCGUUGAGCUACGCGCUCAAUUUCGAGGACGACGUGCGAGCUUACGAGGAUGUUUCUUUCCCGAGUUUCACGGCGAGGUUGCCUGCGUCUCCCGUGGCGAAAAGAUCGGCGACGGUUGAUCUUAUCUCGUUCUGAAUCGGUUAUUUGGUUUCUUUUGAUUUCUUGUGACGCGCGGCGAGAAUAUAUAAAUUUUUCUUCCGUUGACGAAUACGACGUCGUUUAAUGUAAAUGUAAAUGUAAAUGCUCUUUCGCGUAUAGAUUGAAUGUUUGCACAAAAACAAUAAAUAAACAUUUUCUAUAUCUUUCUCUGAUCUUUCUUUGUAAUUAAAACAUUUAGUUUACUAUUACACAUCUAAUCGAUUUUACUUUUGAUUGGUAGAGAUGUUGUUGACAACAAAAAAAAUUGGAGUUGAAAUUAAUGGUUAC